This is a messenger RNA of Schistosoma bovis, 6707 nucleotides long. The record is from the annotation of a GenBank genome assembly. NCBI's taxonomy places the organism in Eukaryota, Metazoa, Platyhelminthes, Trematoda, Strigeidida, Schistosomatidae.
GGAUUCUGUGAAACUGAUGUGAACAUGAAAAAUCCUUUCAUCUGAUUCCAGAUUGACCAGUUCUCAAGAAAAUGGUGUACAUAAAAUCAACCGUACUAAAUUAACGUGUACCUUCCGAUUUUUUCUGCAAAUAAAAGGUCAUAGCCUUUUAUUUGUAUGCAAUAAAAAGUUGGAUUCGUUUGUUGCAAUCAAUUAUAUCACACAGCGCAAAAUUGUAAUUUUCCGGCACGUCCGUGCAAUGCUAGUGAUUCUUCUUUGCCUGUCGUUUUCCAAUGUAGUACAUUCUUCUUACCACAUCAGAGAUAACUCACUCGUUCCUCCAUAUUCAAGCCCUCACUGGGUACCUUAUGGAUCAACGAUUAUUGAACCUCAGUUCGUACGCCUAACUUCCGAUGUAAAAAGUAAUCAAGGAGGUAUUUUCAAUAUAAAACCUUUAUUUGCUCGUGAUUGGGAGGUGGUUAUUUUGUUCCAUGUUCAUAGUCCCAAAACUCUGGUCGGUGAUGGAUUUGCUUUCUGGUAUACUCAACAUCCUCCUUCAAGUGGGCCAGCAUUCGGCAGUCGAGAUAAGUUCCGUGGGUUGGCCGUUUUCUUUGAUACUUACGCUAAUCAAAAUGGUGAGCAUAGUCAUGAGCAUCCUUAUGUCAGUGCAAUGAUUAACGAUGGAUCUAAACACUAUGACCAUGAUAAGGAUGGAACUUUAACUGAAUUAGCUGGUUGUUCAUCUAAUUUUCGUAAUAAUGACUACUCAAUGGCCACAAUUCGUUACGCUAAUAACCAGUUGAAGGUUUCUUUGAAAUAUCAAGGUGCUACAGAUCCUGUAGACUGUUUCACAGUUGACGGAGUACGUUUACCUACUGGCUAUUUUAUUGGAAUCUCAGCCGCUACUGGUGACCUUUCAGAUAAUCACGACAUAUACUCUAUUCAUACUUAUGAACUGGAUGUUGGUCGAAAAGACGAUCCGUUCGCUGACUUUUCUAAAAUUGAACCAUCAGCUGAUCAGGAGGCUGCACCAAGAGGUGUGUCAAUAUCAAUUUCUGAAUAUCAUUUUCGUUGCCAACGCUUUUUUAUAUUAUUAUUGUAGGGCUAUAAACACAGAAACCGAAUUUUCAUCAGUUAUUAACUUUCGUUAUUAUUUUCCUUCUGUAUUCGGAACUCGGAAUAGGUAUUUGAUCUCAGCUCCAAUAAAAUACUCUAAUCUUAUAAGAAUUUACUUCAGACGAUUACAAUAGCAAGUAAUGGGUUGAUAUUUUGAUCUAAAUCUUUACUAUCCAGUAAUACUUUUCACCUUAAGAACAUCGAAACGCAAAACAACUUGAGAAUUAAACUCGAGUAUCAAAUGGCCUACUUCUAAAAGUGGAUUUAAAUAUAUUCUUUAACCUACAUAGUUUGGGAAAAAAUGAAAACUUGAAAAUUUAUUGGUUUGCUUAGUUGGUUUUCAAGAAGCUACUAUCUGUUUUCUCUUGUCUCUGUCUGUUAUGAUAUCUCAUCUCACAACAACAUAAAUUUAAAAGUUAAUACUUCUAGACUUUUCGGAAUUCUGACAGUGUAGUAAAUAGCAUGCAGAAAAUCUUUUGUAGUGAUUAUUUAUCCCCAGCAAUCGAUGUAAUGUGCAAAUUGCAGAGAUUUCCAAUCACAACCUGAAAUUGCUCAGAUUUAUGUAGAAUGAUUUUUAAAAUGCAUACACGGUGGGAUACUUUAUUGUAAUUUAUAUUGAUCAUGUACUAUGUAAAGAAUACUAAGCAAAUGUUGUCCUUGAGAUUGACCAGACACAGCUUUAUGCUGCAUCGUUUAGUUUCUCUGACUACAUUAUUAAUAUUAAGUUUCGUCACCAGUACAUACGAAACAUUUUUAUGUUAGUUCAAACCAAUGAAGUCAAGGGUAUCUGAUUGACUCCAAAUUAAUGCACAACUUUGAAAUAUCUAACACAAUUCUAUGGUUUUAAUUUUCCUGUUUAGUGAAGUUUUCGCCAAACAUUUUUUCUUACACCACUAGUGUCUUCGAAGCAUUGCUCGUAUAUCUCGGGACCACCGAGUAAGGCAGUUGUUAGGAAACAGAUAAUAGGUAAGGAUGGCAAAUCGGUUGAUGAAGUAGUGAAACUUCAUCAGUUGAGAUGGCCGGGACAUGUGUUACAUAUGCCCAACCACCAACUGCCCCGACGAACGUAGGAGUAGGUUGGAAGAAAGCUAGGGACGGCCAGACCAAAACGUGGCACAAAUCCAUGAAGUCACUGACAAGUGGACCGAGCCAUGUUGGUAGGUGUAGACAUCGUGGUUGAGAUCCGCGAGACGAUAGCAACCGAUGGUUAGAGACCUUGAAUGACAUGGCUCAAAAUCGUUUGCAAUGGCACAGGUGCAUCCACUCUUUGCGUUCACACCCAAAUUCUAAUCUUCUGAAUUCUUCAUGUCCCUUUUUUAUUUUUCCAAGUUUAUUUCACGGGAUUAUACUCCUUGAAUAACAUCUUCAAACUCUAAUCUCUCUGACUAAUGCUUGUACUCAUAUUACCUCUACCAUUACGGGAUCUGAAUCGACAAUUGUAUCCGUGUGUUAAUGUGGUAUGGCAACUCGAACUGAUGUACGUACGUACGAAGUUCUACGUUGUCACUGACUAACUGACUUUAUUUUAGUAAAUAGUCUUUAACUGACAAUAUCUUAAGGAACAUGUUUUUAUACACAAUACGGCAUUCACCUAUUGAAUAAUGUAUGGAAGAGUUAAUGUAAUUUGUUGCUAGUAUUUGUGUUUUUAAAUUAGUUGAUUUGAAGUGAAUUGUGUAAAUAAUGCUGCUUUUAUCAUAAAUUGAUAAUAAUUUGAAAAGUGUUGCACUUGCAGAGCAGUGAUAUUUAUUUUAUCCUCAUUUUGAGACGCAUUAGUUACUACCCUCCCUUGUUCUUAUGAGAUCCAGCACACGGUCUUCAGGUUUGUUAGUUAUUUCAAGGUUUCACUAAGAUAAACAUUAAACCAAAGGGCGCGCCAAUUAUAGUGGAUAUAUCAAACCAAAAUGUUGUCUAUCACACGUGCAAGCUUUUAGAAACGGAAAUAUCAGCAAAUACUUAAGGUAAAGAUUAGUUCUUAUAGUUAAUCUGUUUAUACUCUAAUCCCAAAUCCGGAUUUAGGAUCCGACCUUAUCCUUUCUUCGUUGAAUUGAGGUCAUAUUGCAUUAUAAAUCAUUCGUCCUUAUCUGUUUCUUCCUGACCAGCUGACAAAAGUGAGAAUUUCUCAGUCACUUCAAGUGCCUCUCUUUAAUGCUUACGCCCUAUAGUAAUGUAUUUAAAACUAAAUCUGAAUAACUACCGCUUCAUCUCUAAUUUCAUCAGUGGUCUUCUAGUUGAUGUCAAUUAUAAUAAGAAAUAUUUUCUAAUUAACUGAAUUCUCAUACAUAAUUGGAUUAUAUCUGUGUACAAAUGACUUGUUUAUAAUCCUUCAUCGUUUUUUUAUCGAAAUUAAACUUUAGAGAGAUAAUGAAGUACUGAACUGUUGUGCUUGGUAGAUAAAGAAUCAAAAGCAUUUAAAUCUUUAUGAUUUGAAGUACUAUGGGUUGAUAAAUGAUGUAUUAUGUAAAUAUAUCACAUAAUUCUGAUGACUUUCGUCUUCUCAUUGGAUUAUUUAGUUAAAAUGUGUGGUUAUAGUCUUCCUCCACUUUAAGUUUUGGAUUUCAGUCAUAUUGGUUAGCAUUUAUGUACAUAACAAAAACUACCAGGGUUGCAUACACAUUCAUUUUUACGGUUGAUCCACGUACAAAUUUAGCUGAUUAUGACUGGUCACUGAUGAUCCUCUGAAGUCUAAAAUCAGUAACUAUUUUUAGAUUAGGGGUUAAUCCUGAUUAACAUUCCCAGUCACAGUCUUUAUAAUGUGGCUGGCUUAAAUGAGCACUUUGUAGCUAAACUGUAAUUUUAUACUCAAAAACACCAGAGUAUAGUGAAUAUACAUACUACCAUUAGUCGAAUGAUGAUAAGAUUAAUUUAAGGAUUCUGCAUUCGAAGCAACACUUCCCGGUAAUAAGUGUUAUUCAGUAAUCGCUUUUUGUAGAUAUUCAUGUAAAUUUUCUUUUUUUUAGCUCGAGUCGAUGAUACUCCACCAUCGAGAUUCAGCCGCGUACUUACAUUAUUUUCUUGGUUAUUCGUAUUUGGAUUUAUUAGUGGUGGUGGAUAUAUGGGCUAUAAAUAUUAUAAGAAGCGUCAAAGGCAAAUGAAGCGAUUCUAUUAGUGAACAAAUUUAAACUGGUUAUCACUAAUUCUUUAAACAAAGCAAACUAUUUCCAUUAAAUGGCCAAUGUAUAUUUGCGGGUAUUAGAAACUGGAGUCGUGACUACAUCCUUCGUUUUUCUGAAUGUUCAUCCACACAUUUUUUAGAGAUGAUUUUUGUACUUGUUUAUACUACUCCUGGUCAAUUGAAGUGUUAAAUGAGUUAAAUAUUUUUCCUAACCUUAUCAGUAUGACGUUAGUAUUUUUGUGCAUCAAUUCGAUACUGACAGUAGUAGAUCAUAAUUUGUUAAAUGAUACAACGAAUCGCAAUAUUAAUUUUUGUUCUGUCCUUCUGUCUCCUUAUUUUUUAUGCCAAGCAAACUACGCAGAAAUGUUUUCUAUUCUAAAACUUUUAGUUAUUCAUAUUUUCCUUUGUCAAUAAUCGUCAAACAAGUAAGAUUUCUAAUUUUUCUUCUGUGAUGGUAAAAAGCCUUACAUGAUUGUGAAAAAUAAAUAUUAUUAUUGCUUUGAUGAAUGUGGAUGUAUAAAAGUGUUAAAUUUGUAUCAGUUUACUUUCAGUGUCAAGUAUUGUUCGAUGUGUCUUUUUUUCUUUCUAGUCACAAGUGAUUUUUGUUUCCUAGCAUUGUUGGUUACUACAUUUGUGGUGUUUCCCCCGAAAAUCCCUCAGUGCAGACUACUUUUUUUGCUUCCAAACAUAUGAAGAAAAUGAUAGUGUCUGUGCGAUACCAAAUAUAUCGGUAAAAAAUUUAAAGGUUUAUUGAUGCCUGCUGAGUAAUUACUGUUCUGAUGUAUAUUUAGAAUUAGUUGGUUUAUUCAGAAGUCAUCAUGAUACUGAUUGUUCCCAGCGUUUAAUGCAUUCUUUUUUAUGAAGCAUGAUCUUUCGAAUACCAGGCUUGUGGAAGCACUAUAUAUUUGUGCAUUAACUCAGUAUUUCAGGACUGCUAAAAUGUGCAUGAAUAGUUUGAAGAAAUAAUGAAAAUGCUCAUAAACAUUAGGUCAUUAAUAUUAUACAAACAUUUGACGUUUGGAAAUCGUUGCAGUGGAAUCGGAACCAGUGACCAGCCGUACAACACACGAAUUAUUUGUUGUCGCCCUAAAACAUGCUCAUUAGUCCUACGGAGUCAAGAAAGAUCAGAUAUACAGAGUUCAAAAGUUUCCCUGUAGCAUCUAAAUCCACUUCAGUAUUUGAUGCCGUUGGCAACAGCUGAGCGGAUUUGUAUAUCAACAUAAAUAAAAACUAAGGUGAACGACGUUCUAAUCUAACUCCCUUAGUUUUUGCCUAGAUUGGAGAUGACACUAAAAUCAGCAAACCAACUUAAUCAGUGCUAAAAUGAUUAAUUGCUGAAAUGUCCGGUAUUUGAUGGAGUAAUGAUUACACAAAUCAGUUGUAAUUUGUCACCUAAUUGUUUAAAUUUAGAACUACAUGCAAAUCAAUAUAGUUUCGUUAAUAAUGUUUUGUUAAGUGGUUAACAGUACAAUUGGGAUGGUUACUAACCUAGAACUCUGAGAUGUGGUUGAAUAUACUAGAUAUGAAUUCCCAAUUAUUUUUGCGAGGUGUUUUUGAAUUUAGUAUUAGUUACCGUAUUUUUGAAGAAAUAGUAUCUCACUAAACUUCCAACUAUCUGUGUUGCUGCAAUGUCAGUGCUGCUGACAAAUUUAAUUGCAUUGAAAAAAAGUUACAUUCAUUGUUCAUGUAGAAUUUUACAACAAUAUCGUGAUGGGUUGGAGUGGUGUGUCAGGAGUAAUGUUGCCAUUGCUUGUUAAUUUACAGUCCUAUAGUUUAUAAUUUUCAGUCGGACUGUCGCACUCGAAAUGUCGUUCUAUGAUUGAUUAGGUCUUAGCUGAUGUUCCACAAAUUAAACAUCUGGUACAACUGGGAUCUUGUUGAUAAAUAUUUGAUAUGAGGCAUUAGACAGUGAGACGAACUCAUAGCUCCAUGCUGAAAAAAAUGAAAUAUGAGUAACAUUUGAAAAGGUUUUCAAUGACCAACACUUUUAUUUAUGAGAUUAAAAAAGUUAUGUCAAACCAGUGACUCGUUCAUUUAUUUCUAAUAAGUUGGCCACUACCUAAGAUUCUUAAAUUGUUUUUUAGAACAGGGAAUUGGAAUGAAAGAAAUCGACUUUCCAAGAGGAAGUAUGUAUUAAAAUAUGAUAAAAUAUGUCUUGACUUCGUGUGGCUUGCUCUGCAUUAUUAUUUCUAAUCUAAUGUAGUCAGUGCGCAGUUUAACAUCUAUCCUUUUGUUUUAAUGUUUAAGUUUUCGGCGUGUCAUAUUAUUUCAGUGUAAGAUUUAUUCAGUAUGGUAUUCUUUUUGUUUAUUUCUCACGGACGUCGUUAACUUUUUAUAUUUCUCUUAUAUGUGAUAUUUGUCCGCUAAUCGUUGUAUGUGAAAUCAUUUUGAAUAUGUGUAUUUUUGACUGAAAUCCGUGGCGUAUUUUUAGAAGCUCAAAUCAGUUUUUGGUAUCCAGUUUGCGUAGGGCAGGUAAAUGGUUUUUUGUUCGAAGCAAUCA